UAUCAGGAACAUGGCAGCGUCCUGAGCUGUGUGUACGCUGAGACUGAGCGCCUUCAGCAUCAAAGUGGGAAAACUGACGAGCACCAGCCGCACUUAGUGGAGGGUGGGGAGCCCCGGCACGGCUACUGAAACAUCUGUUAGCGGUUUUACAGGUCUCGUGGAAAGAUGAAUGUCGUCAGAGAAAACAAAGACUUGGCCUGUUUCUACACCACCAAACACUCCUGGAGGGGAAAGUACAAGCGAGUUUUCUCAGUGGGAACCCAUGGCAUUACAACUUACAAUCCUGCAACACUAGAAAUAACAAACCAGUGGCCUUAUGGAGACAUCUGCAGUAUUGGUCCAGUAGGAAAAGGUCAGGGAACAGAAUUCAACCUCACAUUCCGCAAGGGCAGUGGCAAGAAGUCAGAAACGCUGAAGUUCUCAACAGAACAUCGGACAGAGCUGCUUACAGAGGCUUUGAGAUUCAGAACAGAGUUUUCAGAAGGAAAGAUAACUGGCAGGCGUUACAACUGCUACAAGCACCACUGGAGUGACACACGGAAGCCUGUGAGCUUAGAGGUGACACCAGGAGGCAUUGACCAGAUUGACCCUCAUACUAACCGGAUGGUGUGUUCUUACGACUAUCGCAACAUAGAAGGUUUUGUCGAGGUCUCGGAUUAUCAGGGAGGUUUCUGCAUUGUUUAUGGUGGCUUCAGCAGGCUGCAUCUCUUUGCCUCAGAGCACCGGGAUGAAAUCAUCCGUAGCUCCAUAGAGCACGCUGGGAACUUCAUCGGCAUUACGCUGCGAGUGAGGAAGGAGGCGCUGACCUUUGAGGGAUUUGUGACAGACAGGUUGGGGAAGUACAGUUCCGAUGAGAGUAUCACUUCUCUGGCUGAAUUUGUGGUUCAGAAAAUCUCUCCUCGCCACCCUGAGCCUGUUAAACGUAUCCUAGCCUUGACGGAGACGUGCCUAGUGGAGAGAGAUCCAGCUUCGUACAACAUAGUAACCAUCAAACCUUUUGGGGAGGUAUUUGCUCUCAUCUGUGAUGUAGACAACCCUCAGGUGUUUACAGUUGAAUUUAUCAGAGGCCAGAUCAGAAAGUUCUCUUCGACUGAAAGGGACUCUUUGUUAGCCAGCCUUCUCGAUGGAGUUCGUGCAUCAGGCAACAGGGACGUGUGUGUUAAGAUGGCUCCAACACAGCGAGGUCAACGAUGGGGCUUGAUGAGCAUGCCUGUGGAUGAGGAAGUGGAGAGUCUGCAUCUCAAAUUCCUGGCAGCGCCACCUAAUGGAAACUUUGCUGAUGCAGUGUUCAGAUUUAACGCCAACAUAUCUUAUAGCGGCGUGCUGCACGCGGUAACCCAAGACGGCCUUUUCUCUGAGAACAAAGAGAAGCUCAUAAACAACGCUAUCCUGGCGCUUUUAUCCCAGGAGGCUGAACUGCCAACUCUCAAUGCUGAGCUGGAGAGCCAUUUCCAGGCCAUUCGACGACUGGUGGCCUCUAAAGCUGGUUUCCAGGCUUUCACUCAGCUGCCUAAGUCUGGUCAAUGGUCUGGACUCACAGAUGGAACGUUCAGGGAGAAGUUGGGAGUGAAGACUGUAAGAGCUUUAAAGAGGAAUAAUAACGGUGUGACACAUGCUGCUAUCGACAUGCUUUGUGCCCUUAUGUGUCCAAUGCAUGAUGAUUAUGACCUAAGACAGGAGCAGCUGAACAAAGCCUCUUUGCUGUCCUCUAAGAAGUUCCUAGAAAACCUUCUUGAGAAAUUCAUCACUAAUGUGGACCACGGGACUGGCGCCUUGGUCAUCAGUUCUUUGCUGGACUUCUUAACCUUUGCCCUCUGCGCCCCCUACAGUGAAACCACUGAGGGCCAGCAGUUUGAUAUGCUGCUUGAAAUGGUGGCCUCCAAUGGCCGCACCCUCUUCAAACUCUUCCAGCACCCCUCCAUGGCAAUAGUAAAAGGAGCAGGCCUCGUGAUGAAGGCCAUUAUUGAGGAGGGAGAUAAGGAAAUAGCCACAAAGAUGCAAGAACUGGCUUUGAGUGAAGGAGCUCUGCCACGUCAUCUGCACACCUCUUUGUUCACGAUCAGCGCGGACCAGCGGAUGCUCACCAACAGGCAGCUGAGUCGUCACCUAGUGGGACUGUGGACGGCAGAGAACCCAGUUGCCAUGAACCUCCUGAAGCGGAUUCUGCCUACAGGGCUGCUAGCCUACCUCGACAGUUCUGACCCUGUCCCGGAGAAAGAUGUGGACAGAAUGCACGUUCGUGACAACCUAAAAAUUGCCACGGACCAGCUAAACCGCAACAAGGUGCCUGAAUGGCAGCGGAUAGCGGGCAAAGCAGCCAAAGAAGUGGAGAAGUUUGCCAAGGAGAAGGCUGAUUUAGUUCUCAUGCACUGGAGAGAUAAGAUGGGCAUAGCGCAGAAAGAGCAGGACAGAAAUAACUUGAACCCAAAUCAAAAGCCCGUCAUCCUGCGAAAGAGAAGACAGAGAAUUAAGAUUGAAGCCAAUUGGGAGCUUUUCUACUACAGGUUUCAGCUUGACCAUGCACGGUCCAACCUCAUCUGGAAUCUUAAGACGCGGGAGGAACUGCGGGAUGCUCUGGAGGGGGAGAUGCGUGCUUUUAACGUGGAUCGUGAACUUGGAAGUGCCACAGUCAUCUCUUGGAACCAUCAGGAAUUUGAGGUGAAAUAUGAGUGCCUUUCUGAUGAGAUAAAGAUUGGGGAUUAUUACUUGCGUCUACUGUUAGAGGAGGAUGAAAACGAAGAAUCGAGUGCCAUCAAAAGAUCAUACGACUUCUUCAACGAGCUUUACCAUCGCUUUCUGCUUACACCCAAAGUGACCAUGAAGUGCCUGUGCUUGCAAGCUCUCUCGAUAGUCUAUGGAAAGUGCUAUGAGGAGAUCGGCCCCUUCACAGACACAAAAUACAUUGUUGGCAUGUUGGACCGGUGUACAGACAAACUUGAGAGGGACAGACUCAUCCUCUUCCUCAACAAACUCAUUCUCAACAAGAAAAAUGUGAAGGAGGUGAUGGACUCAAAUGGGGUGCGCAUCUUGGUGGAUCUGCUCACUUUGGCCCACCUGCAUACCAGCAGAGCUACUGUGCCGCUGCAGAGCAAUGUCCUGGAGGCCGCACCUGACAUGAAGAGAGAGAGUGAGAAAGAGUGGUACUUUGGGAAUGCAGACAAAGAAAGAAGAGGACCUUUUAGUUUUGAAGAGAUGCAGGAGUUUUGGGACACGGGUGUCCUCACAGUGAAGACCCGCUGCUGGGCUCAAGGGAUGGAUGGAUGGCGCCCCCUACAGGCCAUUCCCCAGCUGAAAUGGUGCCUCUUGGCUACUGGGCAGGCAGUGAUGAAUGAAUCUGACCUGGCUACAUUAAUCCUUAACAUGCUCAUCACCAUGUGCUCCUACUAUCCGAGCAGAGACCUAGAUAACGCCAUUAUCCGCCCGUUACCAAAGAUCAAGAGGGUGAUCAGUGACAAUGCUUGUCUUCCUCACAUUGUCCAGUUGCUGUUGACCUUUGACCCCAUUUUGGUGGAAAAGGUUGCAAAUGUCUUAUAUCUGGUGAUGCAGGACAACCCUAAUCUGCAGCGUCUGUAUUUGACUGGCAUCUUCUUCUUCAUCAUGAUGUACACAGGGUCCAACGUGCUUCCUGUGGCAAGGUUCCUGAAGUACACUCACCUAAAACAAGCCUUCAAAUCAGAGGAGGCUAAGGGUCAGGACAUAGUCCAGCGUAGUGUUCUUGGGCCAGUGCUACCUGAAGCAAUGGUUUGUUAUCUGGAGAACUACGAGGCUGAGCGCUUCUCUGAGAUUUUCCUUGGAGAAUUUGAUACUCCUGAGGCUAUUUGGAGUAGCGAAAUGAGGCGGAUGAUGAUCGAGAAGAUAGCUGCCCAUGUGGCUGACUUCAGUCCCAGGCUGCAGAGCAACACGCGGGCCCUCUAUCAGUACUGUCCCAUCCCAGUGAUUAGUUUCCCUCAACUGGACAAUGAGCUCUUCUGCAACAUCUACUACCUCAGACAUCUGUGUGACAUCACCCGGUUCCCUAACUGGCCCAUUCGAGAUCCUGUGAAACUGCUAAAAGACACUCUGGAAGCCUGGAAGAAGGAGGUAGAGAAGAAGCCUCCCUCUAUGUCUAUUGAUGAUGCCUAUGAAGUCCUUAACCUCCCCAAAGGGCAGGGACAGCAUGAGGAGAGUAAAAUCAGAAAAGCCUACUUCAGACUGGCUCAGAAAUACCAUCCUGACAAGAAUCCAGAAGGCAGGGAAAUGUUUGAACAAGUUAAUAAAGCGUAUGAGUUCCUGUGUACAAAGUCUGCCCGAUUCAUAGACGGCCCCGACCCAGAAAACAUAAUCCUCAUUCUCAAAACACAAAGCAUCCUGUUCAACAGACAUAAACAAGAACUGGAGCCGUAUAAAUACGCUGGUUACCCCAUGCUCAUCAAAACUAUCACGAUGGAGACAGAGGACAGCCAGCUUUUCUCCAAAACCUCCCCUCUCCUUCCGGCCGCUGCUGAGUUGGCCUUCCACACAGUCAACUGCUCGGCCCUUAAUGCAGAGGAGCUGCGCCGCGAGAACGGCAUUGAGAUUUUGCAGGAGGCUCUUUCUCGUUGCGUUGGUGUUUUAACUUUAUCCAGUAAGGCUGAAGACAUGGCGGUCCAGGUGUGCGGGCACAUCUGUAAGUGCUACAGUGUGGCUGCUCAGUUCGAGGAAUGCAGAGAAAAGAUCAUUGAGCUGCCCAACAUCAUCAGGGACCUUUGUCACAUCUUGUUCUAUGGAAAGGGUCUCCCAAAAACUGCAGCCCUGGCCGUACAGUGUGUCAGCUCCUUUGCAGUGGACUUCUUUCUUCAGACCCACUUGUAUCACGCUGGUGUGCUUUGGCACCUGAUGGUCUACCUUUUCAACUAUGACUACACCCUAGAGGAGAGUGGUGUGCAGGCAAGUCAGGACACAAACCAACAGGAGGUUGCUAAUAAUCUGGCAAAGCUCAGCCUGAUAGCUCUCAGUCGUCUGGGAGGCUACACCCAGACACCACAUACUCCGGAUGGGAACAAUCCUGCAUCAGCAUUUAACGGGGUGGAAGGCACACCUCCGGAGAACCCCACAAUUCGGAAGAGCCUAGCAGCCAUGCUGACGCCAUACAUUUCAAGGAAGCUGGGAAGUGGCUCUCCUGCAGAGGUGUUGAAGUUGCUUAAUUGCAACUCUGAAAACCCCUACCUCAUAUGGAACAAUGGAACACGAGCAGAGUUGCUGGAGUUUCUGGAAGGACAACAGGAAGGAAACAUCAGGAGGGGUGAAAAUGACAAAAGCUUUGGUUCAGAGUUCAUGUUCAGUGAUCACAGCAAAGAGCUAAUAGUUGGGGAGAUUUUUGUCCGGGUCUACAACGAGCAGCCAUCUUUUCCACUUGAGUUUCCCAAAGUAUUUGCAGCUAGCCUUCUGGAUUAUGUCGGCUCCCAAGCACAGUACCUUCACACUCUAUUGGCUAUGAGUCACAGCAACAAAGUCGAGUCUCAGCAGCACGCUGAGAGGCUGCGCUUCGCUGAGAUGGCCUUAGAGGCGCUCCGUAACGUGAUCAAGAACAACCCUGGUUCUGAGUCUGAGUGCAUCGGUCAUUUCAAGCUACUCUUCUCUUUGUUACGAGUUCACGGAGCCGGCAGAGUGCAGCAGCUGGUUUUGGAGGUUGUAAAUACAGUGACGUCCAAUCAAGAAUGUGUGAGCAACAUUGCUGAAGCCCUGGUGUUGUCCAACCUAUUAUUAUUGCUUCACUCGUUACCCUCCAGUAGACAGAUGGUGCUGGAAACUCUGCAUGCUCUCACUUCCAACACAAAAAUCAUCAAAGAGGCUAUGUCCAAAGGUGCCCUGAUCUACUUGCUGGACCUUUUCUGUAACUGCACACACCCCCAGGUUCGCACCCAGACUGCAGAGCUUUUCUCCAAAAUGACCUCUGACAAGUUGGUUGGGCCAAAGGUUCGUCUAACACUGAUACGCUUCCUUCCUGCUGUCUUCAUGGAUGCUAUGCGAGAUAACGCAGAGGCAGCAGUGCAUAUAUUCGAGGGAACGCACGAGAACCCUGAGCUCAUCUGGAACGAUAGCUCCAGGGAGACAGUUUCCACCACUGUCCGAGAAAUGAUGCUCGAGCACUUUAAACAGCAGAAGGAUAAUCCUGAUGUUAACUGGAGAUUACCAGAGGACUUCACAGUGGCUUAUGGAGUGGGACAGGGUGAGUUAGAAGUUGGUGGAGUCUUCUUGCGCAUCUUUAUUGCUCAGCCAGGCUGGGUGCUACGAAAGCCUCGAGAGUUCCUUGUAGCCCUCUUGGAGACGCUGACUGCGCUACUGGAGAAAAACAACCCCAAUGGUGAGGCCUUGGAGACAGUUACCACAGCAGCAGUGUGUCUGUUUAGCACACAGAGCCAGCUGGCCGACCAGGUUCCUCCUCUGGGCCACCUUCCCCGCAUCCUCGCUGCACUGAACCACAAGAAUAACGCUAUACCAAAGAGCUCCAUCCGCCUCAUCCACGUGCUGUCUGACAAUGAGUUGUGCGUACGGUCCAUGGCUUCUCUGGAUACUAUUGGGCCCCUCAUGAGUGGGAUGAAAGCUCGUGCUGACAUGGCUGGCUUAGCUUGUGAAGCUCUCAACCGCAUGUUCCAGAAGGAGCAGACAGACCUAGUCGCGCAGGCCCUCAGAGUUGAGCUGGUCCCAUACCUUCUGAAGCUUCUGGAAGGAAUCGGCUUGGAGACAUUAGAAAACCCCUCGGCUACUAAAGCUCAGAUAGUAAAAGCACUCAAGUCCAUGACUCGGAGCUUGCAGUAUGGAGAACAGGUAAAUGAAAUUUUAGCAAGAUCGCCUGUGUGGAGUGCCUUCAAAGACCAGAAACACGACCUUUUCAUCUCAGACUCCCAGACUGCUGGCUACCUGACAGGGGUAUCCACUCCUUCUCUCCUGGCUGCCAGCAGUCCACUACGAGGUGGACUCUAGACUCUGAGCUUGGCAAUCUCAGCCCUCCUAUUUUGCUCUGAUGCAGGCCCAGGAGUAGCAGGCUACCUUACGGCAGGAACUAGCACAACGGUAAUGCCCAGCGUCCCACCCCCUGUGGACCACGACAGCGUUGAACAGGGCUGAUGGACAUGUGCCGUCGCGCUCAGGCACCCAGAAUGCACUGCAGCCUCACAGCCGCAGCUCAGUGGGACUGCUCAGCUCCUUACAUAAGGAGAUUGGAGGGGAGAGAGACAGGGAGGAGACUAGUCACCAAAAUAUCUGCAACUUCUCUUCCAGUGUUGCUCCCCUCUUUCACAUGGCACUCGAGUCUUUGUAAACACUUUGAAAUUGUUUAAAAGGAUGACCACUUUUUUUCUUUUUGUUACAUUUCUUCCAAUGACAGAUGUUUACUUUUUCUAUGAAUAUAUUUUUUACUUAGAUUUUUGUGAGAAAAGCAUCAGAAGACUGAAGGUUAUCAUCAGUAACCUACAACUUUUCUUUACCCCACCCCCCCCCCCCCCCCCCCUUAUCGUUAUGAUCAGUUACAUUCACCCCCAAAUCUUACCUCGAGUGUGCUCAGCCUGAUUUGUGACAACUGCUCAAUGAAUUAAAAUCCCUUGUAUGGGAUUCUGGCAUGAGAAGAGAAAUAACCCUGAAAUCUGAUAAUAAUUAUGUUGUUUUUUUGUUUGUUUUUUCCUGACCCAAGUGUCCAAAGAAAAUGUUCUUUGAACCCGCAGACUGAUGUUUUGUCAGGUUUCAUCCGGUUGGCUUUGAUCCAGCCAUUCAGAGAAGAUAUUAAUCUGCACUCUCAUCGUCUGCUCAGAUUUCCUAUUUAAUUUUCCUCUCCCUUAUGCUUCGUCAUCUUAUUUCCAGAAAGCAAAAAGAACUGAUAUUUAUAGAUGAAUAUUGUCCUUCUGCCGCCCAGAAUGAGCUUCUGCUAAGACCCGAGGAAUGAUGUCGACAAUGAUUAGAAAUCUAUGUGAAAGACUAGUGCAAUUUGUGAAAUGUUCAGUGUAAUAUUACGUAUAUAAACUUUCUAUACUGAAUGUACAUUCAAAAAGAAAUCAGUCUCACUUGUACAUAAAAUUUUAAAAAUAAAAGGGAACCCACAGUGUUUACAUUUCUCUUAUUUCAGUGCAAUUUUU
Thalassophryne amazonica is the source of this 8087-nucleotide messenger RNA. RefSeq names its product dnaJ homolog subfamily C member 13. The record is from RefSeq and is a predicted model, not a curated record. Lineage: Eukaryota; Metazoa; Chordata; Actinopteri; Batrachoidiformes; Batrachoididae. Bases 166 to 6942 code for a protein of 2258 amino acids. Gene Ontology annotation, biological process: regulation of early endosome to late endosome transport; endosome organization; receptor-mediated endocytosis. Gene Ontology annotation, cellular component: endosome membrane. The transcript is spliced from 58 exons.